AGUUCAAAACUGAAGUUUCCCAGCUGUCUAAAAGGGUGGUUCUUGAAACAGCUUUAGUUUCCUCAGUGUUAUUCCACAGUUGAAAAAUUCUAACUCUGAGACUUGAUCAUGUAUGUGCUGAAUUGCUUCUCCAUCCACCUGCUGCUCCUUUUCUCCUCUCUGUCUGAAGUGGUUGAUUCCUCAGAUGAAGAUUUUGCACACGAUGAUGCAUGGUGUCGGUUUAGCUCCAGAGAUUUACAUGAUAUGGAGUAUAUUUUAGAGCAUCAUUUUAACAAGAUCAUGGUGGCUCAGUACAACAGCACCACAGAGAGGUGGACAGGAUACACAGCAUGGGGAGUGAUAUCUGCAGAAAAGUGGAAUGAGGACCCAGAUGAGAUCCCCAGGAGGAGAUCAGAUAUGGAUGUGUUAUGCAAGCCAUAUGCUAAUCGGAUCUACAACACAACAGAGAUGUUUAUGGUUGAGCCCAAUGUCACACUGAGGCUAGAGGGGCCAUCCAGUGACUCCAGCCUUGUGUGUAGUGUCCACUUCUUCUACCCCAAACACAUCAGAGUGACGUGGCUGAGGAACGGGGAGGAAGUGACCUCAGAUGUGACCUCCACUGACGUACUGGCCAAUGGACUCUGGAGCUACCAGAUACAGUCCUAUUUGAAGUACACACCCACAACUGGAGAGAGGAUCACCUGUAUGGUGGAGCACAUCAGCCAGACUGAGCCCAAACUUUAUUACUGGGACCCCUCCUUGUCUAAGUCUGAGAAGAAUAAGAUAGUGAUCGGUGUCUGUGGGCUGCUGCUGGGGGUGGUCUUUGUAGUAGCUGGACUGAUCUACUGGAAGAAAUCUACUGGACGGCUAUUGGGUCUUAUUGGUGAACUUGAUUAUGGGACUUGUGAUUGAGGCCGUGUGGACGAAGGCUUGCUGAUCAAAUCCCUGUCGUUAACUGAUGGUAGCUGAUAUAGUUUGCUUUUUAGCUGCUGUUGCCUCUAGCAGCUGCCCCCCUAUUCAAAAUGCCAACAUUGCACCAACCAUGGCCUGCUUGCAAAAAUGUAGAUAUUAUAGUUUAAUUUUAAGACAUUAGCUUGCCUAAACACACAAGUAAAGGUUGGGCUGGUGGAUAAAGAUACAUGAACUGGAUUUACCUUUUGGUUCUUUGGACGAGAUUAAAGAACGCUUUACUAAGUAAGGUUCUAUAUAUACACUCAGGGCCAGUUUAUGAGGUACACCCAACAUUGCUCAAUUAGUAUCAAGGGACCUAACGUGUGCCAGAAAAACAUUUCGCACACCAUUA
Messenger RNA from Oncorhynchus tshawytscha (Chinook salmon), 1282 nucleotides. RefSeq names its product DLA class II histocompatibility antigen, DR-1 beta chain-like. The transcript is spliced from 5 exons. The record is from RefSeq and is a predicted model, not a curated record. Gene Ontology annotation, cellular component: membrane; MHC class II protein complex. The coding region runs from base 109 to 891 and encodes 260 amino acids. Gene Ontology annotation, molecular function: MHC class II protein complex binding. Gene Ontology annotation, biological process: positive regulation of T cell activation; peptide antigen assembly with MHC class II protein complex; antigen processing and presentation of exogenous peptide antigen via MHC class II. NCBI's taxonomy places the organism in Eukaryota, Metazoa, Chordata, Actinopteri, Salmoniformes, Salmonidae.